AUGUCGGACUCCGAGGAACACCACUUCGAGUCGAAGGCCGACGCCGGUGCGUCAAAGACUUAUCCGCAGCAAGCCGGCACUGUCCGCAAGAACGGCUACAUCGUCAUCAAGAACCGUCCGUGCAAGAUUCCCCAUGUCAACCGUACUGACUACCAGCUGAUUGACAUAUCUGAGGAUGGAUUUGUCAGCCUGCUGACUGAAAGUGGAGGCACCAAGGAUGAUCUUAAGCUCCCUACUGAUGAAACUCUGCUUACCCAGAUUAAAGAUGGAUUUAAUGAGGGGAAGGAUCUGAUCGUCACGGUGAUGUCUGCUAUGGGUGAGGAGCAGAUUUGUGCUCUGAAGGAUAUCGGCCCCAAGAACUAG
Messenger RNA from Miscanthus lutarioriparius, 363 nucleotides. Lineage: Eukaryota; Viridiplantae; Streptophyta; Magnoliopsida; Poales; Poaceae. The record is from the annotation of a GenBank genome assembly.